UGGGGACGUUUAUAAGGAAGCCGGCGAAUGACUACGUCAACAUUGUGGUGUGCGGCAUCACUCAAGAUUGAUUAGACGGACAAAGAGCGAUCAAGUUUGCUCUCAAAAAAUUUUCAAAUCCCGUAUUCUUUCUCUUCUACAGCUGAGUGUGUGACAUAAUACAAAAUGGUUCUGAACGCACCGAAAGUGAAGUUCUACAACGGUAACGAAGUACCUGUUUUCGGGUUAGGUACAUGGAAGUCUAAGCCAGGAGAAGUCACUCAAGCAGUGAAAGAUGCUAUCGAUAUCGGCUACAGACAUAUUGAUUGCGCUCAUGUUUACGGUAAUGAGAAGGAAGUCGGUGAAGCGAUCCAAGUAAAAAUCGCGGAAAGUGUUAUAAAGAGAGAAGAUCUGUUCAUAACCAGCAAGCUGUGGAAUACUUUCCACAGACCCGAUCUGGUAGAACCGGCUAUUAAACAAACAUUGACGAACCUGAAACUGGAUUAUCUAGAUCUCUACUUGAUUCAUUGGCCGGUCGGUUACAAGGAAGGCGAGGUCCUUUUUCCUACAAAUUCUGAUGGUACUCCAAUCUUGAGUGACGUAGACUACGUCGAUACUUGGAAAGCUAUGGAAGGUGUGAUGUCUAAAGGUCUGACCAAAAAUAUCGGAGUCAGCAAUUUUAAUUCUGAGCAAAUUACCAGACUACUUCAGAAUGCAACAAUUAAACCUGUAACAAAUCAGGUCGAGUGCCAUCCGUACUUAACGCAAAAAAAACUAUCGGACUUUUGCAAGAAAAAGGGCAUUCUUAUUACAGCAUAUAGUCCACUCGGAUCGCCAGACAGGCCGUGGGCCAAGCCAGAUGAUCCAAAGCUACUAGAAGAUAAGAAAUUAAGUGAACUCGGGAAGAAAUAUAACAAGACUCCCGCGCAAAUACUCAUACGUUAUCAGUUGGAUCGCGGCCACAUAGUAAUUCCCAAGUCUGUUACUAAAUCGAGAAUCGUUCAAAACAGUGAAGUAUUUGACUUUAAACUUUCUCCUGAAGAUAUUGAAUAUAUCGAUACCUUUGAUUGCGAUGGAAGAAUUUGUCCAUUAAUUGGUGCAACCGCCAGUCCCUAUUACCCAUUCAACAUUCCGUUCUAAACAAUUAAAUGAAAGAGUAGAGAUAAUAUAAAAGUAGAGAUAAUAUUUCAUAUCUGAUAUAAUAUAUAUAUAUAUAUAAUGCUGUGUAUGUGUGUUACUUUUAAUAAGUUUUUCGGUAUAAAACAAUAUUAGAUGUAUGCAAAAAUUUAUAUAUUUUUCCCAUUGCUUUAGAAAAUUACGUAAAACUAAAAAUAUAUCCCUACCUUCUUGCAGUUUAGAAGUUAUCAUCGUAAAGUUGUUUAAACGUGUUUCAAGUUAUUAGGAUACUCACUUAGCGAACAAA
Pseudomyrmex gracilis is the source of this 1402-nucleotide messenger RNA. Its product is annotated as aldose reductase-like. The coding region runs from base 166 to 1119 and encodes 317 amino acids. Lineage: Eukaryota; Metazoa; Arthropoda; Insecta; Hymenoptera; Formicidae. The transcript has 5 exons. Gene Ontology annotation, molecular function: aldose reductase (NADPH) activity. Gene Ontology annotation, cellular component: cytosol. The record is from RefSeq and is a predicted model, not a curated record.